Molecule: messenger RNA, 558 nt
Organism: Prorocentrum cordatum
Lineage: Eukaryota; Dinophyceae; Prorocentrales; Prorocentraceae
Source: the annotation of a GenBank genome assembly
AUGUUCUACCCGUGCAGCAGGCGGUCGAGGCAGCUCCUGCAGCUGGCGCUGGCCGUGGUCUUGGUGGCGUUCCUGCUCGUGACCCCGGCCGGGAGCUGCGCGUCGCCGGGGGUGGAGGCCCCCGAAGCCCAGGGCCUCCUCCCGAGCGACUCGGCCCACAUCCUCGCGCUGGCCGUGGCGGGCGGCCUCGCGAAGAGGGUGGCGACCAAGCUGUCCUCGAGCCGCAUCAUGCUGGACGUCCAGCUCCAGGACUACCGCGACACGGAGGUCCGCUUGCGCCAGCAGGAGAUCAACCGAGACCGCGAAGGGCUGCUGCAGAGGGUCCGGGAGCUCGAGCGCGGACCUGUGGGCCCGGGCAGGCCCGAUGCCGCGCCGGGGGACCCCGAUAGGCCGGAGGACGCCGAGGCGCUCGCGCACCGGGUGAAGGACCUGGAGCGCGAGAACAACCAGUGGAUGCUCGAGCGGAUGUCCGUCGAGGAUCGCCUCGACGGCCUGAUCGCCUGUGUCCAAUCCGCGGUGGAGGAGCCGCCUUGCGGCCUCGGCGGCGGCGGCGGGUGA